Molecule: messenger RNA, 2052 nt
Organism: Leptopilina heterotoma
Lineage: Eukaryota; Metazoa; Arthropoda; Insecta; Hymenoptera; Figitidae
Product: putative nuclease HARBI1
Exons: 4
Coding region: 993-1610 (205 amino acids)
Source: RefSeq, a predicted model, not a curated record
AGUUUGGUGAUCAUCCGCUAGGGGGGUGAGAGGGGAGGACACCGCCAUAUUAAUGCGAAGGCAGUAUUGUACUAAGUUUAGUGUUCUUUUGCGCCCCGUUUUUUAAAGUUGUAUUUUCAUAUUUCAACAUGAGACUGAAAAAGGUCAAAAACGUAAAAGAACGCACUUAGACAUUGAAACUAAACAUAAUAUUUUUAAAAAAAUAAAAAAUGGCGAGAAUAAAAAUGACAUUUUACGCCAAUACAAAAUAUGUGAGAGUGUACGGCCCUGAGUGUUGACACUUUUAUGGAAAGAUGGCGCCAAGGUGAAAACCUCCAUCUAUUGCACACAAGAAGGUCACGCUGCAAUCGUUGGAGGUUCUAGUGUACUUAUUAUGAACAUUUUAAUAUGAAAAACAAUCAAGACUAUUAAUGAUGACAUCACAUGUCCUUUUUCUAAUAAAUCUUUUUUUCGCUGUAAUAUAUUUAAACUUGUACACUGUCCCUGUUCAAAAAUGGAAAACUGAAAACUUUUCACUAGAUUUAUAAAUUUGAUUUUAUCUUCACAACAAGAUAAGUUACAAUUGUAGACUCUUGGUUUCUUUUCAUCAAGCACUACGUCAAGAACUGAUUUCGUCUGCUAGCUUAGUAGACUCUCAGAGCCACCUUCUCCACGAACUUGUACUAAAUUCUUAAGUCAGCGUCAUUGGGCGGUAUUCAUAGUCGAUACUUAUUUCUUAAGCAAGGACUUAAGCUGCCACCUAGAUUCAUAGUCGUGCAAUGAGCAAAUGCUUAAGCCGCAACUUAAGCAUUUGCUUGGAAAAGUAAAUUGUUCGAUUUUGAGAUGCAUAGUCCCAUCUUAAGAACGCCAAGUAUUCAUAGUCAAAUAAGAUGAACUUAUUUGACAUUGCCGGUGAACUUAUUUGAACGAAUUGAGGUUAUGAUUUUAAGUCAACGUUUUACUUGACUUAAGCAAUUGCUUAUUAGUGAAUAUAUAAUUGGAAAGUGUUCACAAUGGAUAUAUUAGAUAAUUUAAGUGAUAUUGAUGACGAUAGUGAUAAUGAAGGUGGUCCAAAUAAUAUAAGACGUGCAAAAAGAUACAUUCGAGAUGCAGAAAAUCCUUUUGAAAUUAAUGAAUGGGAGUUCCAGAGACGUUAUCGUUUUACAAAAGAUUCUGUGUUAGUUGGAAUUUUGCCUGAAAUACAGGCAGGUCUAAUUAAACAUAACAAUCGUGGUUUACCCAUUGCACCACAGCUACAGUUACUUAUCUGUUUACGAUAUUUUGCAACUUCAAGUUUUCAGCUUGUUCUUGCCGACACAAUGAAAGUUUCUCAAUCAACUGUCUCAAGAAUUGUUUUUCGUGUUGCCACUUUGCUUGCCAGCCUCAUUAAUUUAUACAUCAAAAUUCCAACAACUGGUGAUGCCCGAAAUGAAAAUCAUCGCUUGUUCAACGUUUUAGGAAGUGGUCAUGGAGCAAUAGGACUUCCUCGUGUUGAUGGAGCGAUUGAUUGCACUCACGUUAAGUUAGUCGGUACAAGAUUUAACCAGGUUGAAGAAAUGUUUAGAAAUAGAAAAGGUUGUGGUGGGACCACGAAUGGAAUUUCUCGACAUUGUACCAGAAUGGCCGGGUAGGGCACAUGACAGUCGGAUAUUUCAGAACUCAUUAAUUCACAUGCGCUACGUUCAAGGACGAUUAGAUGGGAUUCUUGUAGGUGAUAAAGGAUAUCCCUGUUUGCCUUUUCUUAUGACACCUUUCAGAAAUCCGCAUAAUGAAGAGGAAAUGAAGUACAAUGAAAUUCAAAUAAGAACGAGAAUAAUUGUUGAGCGAACUUUUGGUGUGUGGAAACGAAGAUUUCCAUGUUUGGCGCGGGGAAUGGCAACGAAACUCAUUUGUUCUACAACGACUGUAGUAGCAUGUGCAGUUUUACAUAAUAUGGCCUUACGUUUCAAUGAAAUAUUACCAGAAGACGAUGAGUUACAUGAAUAUGAAGAAGUUCCUGUACCUAAUGCAGAAAAUAUUAAUAUGGAUGGAGAAGUAGCUCGUCAAUUACUAGUUCAUCGUUUAUUUAAUGGA